Messenger RNA from Gadus morhua (Atlantic cod), 4155 nucleotides. It is a transcript of the gene pkp3a, whose product is annotated as plakophilin 3a. NCBI's taxonomy places the organism in Eukaryota, Metazoa, Chordata, Actinopteri, Gadiformes, Gadidae. The transcript is spliced from 13 exons. Gene Ontology annotation, molecular function: protein binding. The record is from RefSeq and is a predicted model, not a curated record. Gene Ontology annotation, cellular component: cytoplasm; plasma membrane; adherens junction. The coding region runs from base 399 to 2972 and encodes 857 amino acids. Gene Ontology annotation, biological process: cell-cell adhesion.
AGGGCUAGGCUAUUUAUUCACAAUUUUCAAUAAAAUAUGGUACAUUUUUGGGAAAUAGGCUUCAUCCAGUGAAUGAUUGAUGGUUUUUAUGGCCUCUAACGUACACGUACAGGUAAACCAACCAGGUAAAGUCAAGGGAUCUGCCGUCUGCAUACUAGGCCUGCAGCCUGUAUGAGUCACGGCUUCACGGCUCACCUGUGGCAGGUAGCAGCCAUGACUUCGUCAGACUCCACCCUACUGUUGACUCAAAGCCUCCGGAGAGCUGUCUCUGCGCACUGAGAAACACAGACAGGGAAGCGCCGACGCACGGGACCGAGUGUUCCAUUACCCCGCUUAUUUGAUUACUUAUUACAUAGUUCAGGACUGGAAGUAUCCUACCGCUUGUCCAUCGGUUCACCAUGAGUACCAUUGCAGCCUCCGAAAGCGUGUUUUUGUCCGCCUUACAGCCCCACACUUCAGUCACCACCUACGGCCUCCCCUCGGACGCACAGAUCGGCCAUGGCGGGACCACAGUGUCGGACGAGGCGGCCAGGGCCAGGAGGGUCCAGCAACAGGUCCAGAUGAGGCUGGCCGAGAAGUCCACCCUCCCUCGGCAGAAUGGCGGAGCAGGGGGGUACGCCAGCUCAGAAUACGGCGGCUCUUCCUCCGCCAAAUACCAGACGUACAACCCGGGCUACAGCUCCAAGUCCUUCGUGUACAACCCUGCCAAAGCCAUGGCUCCACGCAUGUCCCAGUACUCAGGCAGCAUGCCGCGGGGCUUCUCCACGCGCUCGGCCGUGGACCUGGGCCAGCUCAACAGGGUCAGCAUGGCGGGGGCAGGAAUCGGAGGUGGAGGUGGAGAAAGUGUGAUGUACCAGCAGAGGGACGUGGUGAUGGGGGGCUACCAGGGAGCCGGCCGGCAACAGAUGAGCAUCGGCCGAGGCGACCCGGAAAUAAUCUCCCUGCACUCCAUGCGGCCGCAGUCGGCCCACGUGAACUCCUGGAUUGUGGACGGCAGCGACGCGGGCAGCAUGGUGUCUGAGCGUGACGCCACCGUCUCCAGGCAGUACAGCCAAAAUGUCAGCAAUGGCUACAACACCCAGGUGAGGCAGACCAUGCAGGGGGGCGGCACCGCCUACCAGGCCCCCAUGCGGCGCUCCCUCAGCGGGACGCUGUCCCGCGGCACCAGCAUGGUGGGCGGAGGGGAGGCGGAGAUGGUCCAGCAGUCCCACUCCUACAAAGGCCCCGCCUACCGCACCAUCAGCAGGAUCAACAACCGCAACCGGGCCAGCAUGGGCUCGGUGUCAGGCGCCUCGACCCUGCAGCACCAGAUAUCCAGUGGGAGCGGCUACAUGGGGGGCGGGCAGGACAGAGGCUUUGUCCUGGGCGGGAUGGCCGGGUCCCAGGGCAACCUGAUGAUGAUGCAGCGUCCUGGCACCAUGUCCCGGGCCAUGUCGGUGAAGAGCAUGCACAGCGUGGGCCGGGGCAUGGACGUGUACGACGGAGACAUGGACCUACGGGGCAGCCUGGGGAACCUGAGCGGGAUCAACAAUCUGGACAUGCCCACCGCGGUGCAGUACCUGAGGGAGUCUGACCCCAACCUGCAAGUCCUGGGGGCGGCCUACAUCCAGCACGAGUGUUACAACAACAACGAUGCAAAACAAGAGGUGCGUCGCUGCAAGGGCGUUGGCGAGCUGGUGAAGCUGUUCAACUGUGACAACGAGGAGGUGCAGCGCUUCGCUACCGGCGCCACCAGGAACCUCAUCUAUGAGAACAUGGACAACAAGGUGGCCCUCAUCGACGAGGGGGGCAUCCCCCAGCUGGUGGAGGCCCUAAAGGAGACCGACGAAGAGCUGCGCAAGAACAUCACUGGCAUCCUGUGGAACCUGUCGUCCAAAGACAACCUGAAGGAAAAGCUGGCCAAGGAGACGCUGCCAGAGCUCACUGAGAAGAUCCUCGUCCCCCUGUGUGGCACCGCCGACGGGGACUCCAUCCAGCAUACCGCCUCCGAGGCAGACAUCUUCUACAACACCACCGGAUGCUUAAGGAACCUGAGCUCGGUGAACGAGAAGACUCGGCAGCAGAUGAGGGAGACCCACGGGCUGGUGGACUCCCUGGUCUGCUACAUCAAAUGCUCCCUGGAGGGCAACAAUCCAGAGGACAAGGGGGUUGAGAACGCGGUGUGUGUGCUCCGUAACCUGUCCUACCAGCUGUACAGCGAGCUGCCCCCCUCCGCCACCCUGCGCCUGGAGGGGCCCAGCCGGGCUAGCGACACCGGCAACGCAGAAGCCAUCGGCUGCUUCACCCCUAAGAGCCGGAAGGCCAAAAACAGGAAGGACAAGGACCUGUCCACCUUCACCGAGGUGGCCAGGGUGCCCAAGGGGAUGGAGUGGCUGUGGCACCCUCAGAUCGUGUCGCUGUACAACCGCAUUCUGCGCCAGUGUGAGAUCAACGCCAUCACGCGCGAGGCCGCCUGCGGAGCCCUGCAGAACAUCACCGCUGGGGACAAGAGGUGGGCGUCGGUGCUGAGCCGCGUGGCGUUGGAGCAGGAGCGCAUGCUGCCCGUGCUGAUGGAUCUCAUGCGCACCGACAGAGACCUGGAGCUGCGCUCGCUCACCGGCUUCCUGCGCAACCUGUCCCGCCACGCCAAGGACAAGAACGAUAUGGCCACCAAGAUGGUGAACAACCUGGUGUCCAAGCUGCCCGACGACGGUAACCAGAAGGAGCCCUCCAGCGAGGUGGUGGUCAACAUCUGUGGGAUCCUCAACAACCUGGUGACCAGCAGCUCCGUGGCCGCCAGAGACAUCUGCUUCUUCGAUGGGCUCACCAAGCUGGUGGGCAUCAAGAACUCCCACGACCACAGCGCGGGGAAGUUGAAAGCAGCCAAGGCCGCAGCCACGGUUCUUUCCAACAUGUUCCAGUACAAGAAACUGCACAAAGACUACAAAGGGAAAGGGUUUACGAGGCCAGACUUUGCCGAUUUGUCCAUCUGAUGAGAAGUAACGACUUCAGUAUGUAUAUAAUCAUCUGCGUCAAGGACUUGUUGACGGGAAUCUACUGGGUAGAGAGCAGGGACAUUCAACGUGCGUUCACUACAACAGGAUUUUUCAGCUGCAUUGGGAAAAACGAUGGACUGUGUGAAUAAAAUGGUAAUUAUAGAUAUGGUGUGCACCUUAACGAUUGACAUUUGUUAAACAUCGGUAAAAAAAAGAAAGAGAAUCAGGGAUUUUAUUUCCACCCUGUUCUCUCUCCCCCCCUUUCUCUCUACUGCUCUCUGUUUCUGUAUCAUCUUAGUUUUAUGUAUCCAAAUGAAAUGAUUGAGUAAAACAGUGAGGCCCGUUGUGUGUAAUCUCAUUCUCGUGUGAACACUCCCACGAGAAAACGAAAAAGACUCAGUGUCCCAUCUCGUUACUGUUUACUCCACAACGCUGUGAUAGGGCCUCUAACUAGCAUUUUAUAAAUCCUAAUAUAAAUAGCGUCCCUUGUCUCAGUUAUUUUGUAAAAAGUGCUUUGUUAAAUAAAUGAAAUAGUAAAAGAAUAAAAAUAAAGAAAAUAUAUAUACUAGUGGGCGUGUGUGGAUGUAUAGGCAUGUAGAAAAUGACUUCUGUAAAUAUUUAGUCUUUUUAUAUGUUUUAGCAAUUAAAACUCAUUCUUUAUACAAUUCUAUGCUGUUUAUCAUAAAGGUGACAUUUUUCAAAAACAUUAAUCCGUAAGACCCCAAUUUUCAUAUCUUGAAACCUAAGAUAAUGUUAAUGCAUAAAGGUGUAAGAAUUAUUCAGAAUGGUUGUGGUUUAAAGUCAUCAUGUGAACCAGCACAAUCUGCCAGCUCAUGUUUUAUGUACUCUGGCAGACCCACUGCAAAUUGUCCUGCGGAUGUUGGGAUAGUUUAACAUGCUCUGUUUUAAUGCUAACUAGAAUGUAUUUUGUUUGGUACUUAACAGGUUUUUAAGUGUCUGUUCGAUGUUUCAAUCUUGACAUACUUUGUAGAUUACAAUGACUUUAAUCGACAUGUUAUUGCAUGUAACAUGCAAAUGAAUGAAAUUCUUGUUUAAUCGCAAACAUUAAUCCAGAACUGCCGUGUUGAAAAUGUCACUGUAUGUAUUUCAGCAUUUGAAUUCAUAUCAUAUAUUAUCACAAGAUCAGAUGUAUUUAUUUUUAAUAAAGAACAUCAACCAA